UUAACUUGAAGAACCCGGAUCACAACUUUUUCAUCAUGGAGAUGGAUGAGUCUGAAGAGAACAAUGGGCUUCAGCCCAUUCUCCAGAGAAGAAUCUUCUUUGGGAGGGAGGUUGGUUUUGCUGACAGGAAGCUGUUACCUGCUUUUCAGCUCAAGUCUCGCACUUACCUUGGCCCGACUGCUAUGGAUGCUGAAAUGGCUUUCUUGAUGGCUAAUCAAGCUAAAGCUACAUCUGGAAAGCUUGUGUAUGACCCUUUCGUUGGUACAGGGAGCAUUCUCGUUUCUGCUGCACGUUUUGGUGCAAUGACAAUGGGUGCAGAUAUUGAUAUCAGAGUAGUGCGUGAUGGACGUGGUCCAGACUGUAAUGUUUGGAGCAAUUUCAAGCAG
Molecule: messenger RNA, 386 nt
Organism: Brassica oleracea var. oleracea
Lineage: Eukaryota; Viridiplantae; Streptophyta; Magnoliopsida; Brassicales; Brassicaceae
Product: tRNA (guanine(10)-N2)-methyltransferase-like
Exons: 2
Cellular component (GO): cytoplasm
Source: RefSeq, a predicted model, not a curated record